ACUACAGGUUUAGGCAAGUUCAACACCAGCUGCUAAUAAUAUAUUCGUCGAUGCUAACAUUAAGGAGUGGUUACAGCUCAUACGUGCGUAAAGUGCGCGGACACCGAGCAUCGCUCACAUUAACAAGUUAGCGAGAUCAAUCAACUGCCAACCAGCCAUGGGUCCGAGAAAAAGGGAAGCAAGGAAGAGGAAAAAUGAAGAUUCUCUGGGAGAAAAGGAGGAGGACACUGAUGAGAAGGGGGCUGAGGAGAGAAGAGACAGGAGGAAGAAUUGUGGAAAUAAAUACAUUGGUGCUCAUGUUGGCAUACAAGGUGGGAUAUGGAAAGCAGUGGAGUCCUGUACAGAGAUGGGUGGCAGCAGCUUCGCCCUCUUCCUGGGCUCCCAGCGGUCAUGGAAGAGGCCUGCGUUGGACCAGACAGCUGCAGAAAGGUUUCGGGAGCAGUGUUCCCUGCAAGGGUUUGACCCGGCUCACAUCCUGCCUCAUGGGUCCUACCUGAUGAACUGUGGAUCUCCCAAAGAGGAUGUGUUUGAGAAGAGCCAGGCCCUGCUAGUGGAUGAGCUCAGCCGCUGCAGCCUGCUGGGCCUCAACCUCUACAACUUCCACCCCGGCUCCUCCCUGGGCACCAUCACCACUGAGCAAUGUGUGGAGAAGAUAGCAGGAGCCAUUAACCACGCUCACCAGCAAACCCCUGCUGUGGUCACAGUGCUGGAGAACAUGAGUGGUCAAGGCAGCACAGUGGGAGGAAAGUUUGUUGAGCUGAAGAGCAUCAUAGACAAAGUGAGAGACCAGACCAGAGUAGGCGUGUGUCUGGAUACCUGUCAUGCCUUCGCUGCAGGCUAUAACUUGGCUGUGGAGGGAGGAGUGAAGGCCAUGUUCGAUGAGUUUGAUCAGGAAGUGGGACUCCAUUAUCUCAAAGCCGUUCAUCUCAACGACUCCAAAGGGAAACUGGGCUGUAACCUUGAUCGGCAUGAAGACAUCGGUAAAGGUCACAUUGGAAUCUCUGCGUUCAGAGACAUCGUCAAUGAGCCCAGACUGGACAACAUCCCUCUGAUCCUGGAAACACCCGGACGACCAGGAUUCGAAUAUGCUGAGCAGAUUGAACUUCUUUACUCCCUGUGCAAGAAAUAGCAACAGAAAAAGACCUACUGAUGAAUUAGCAAACCUGUAAAAUGUCAGUUCACAUGACUGAAGACAAGAGUUUGUCCAAAAGUAGCACAGUGAAUGUAUGACAGUGCAUGUAGUUGGUUUGUUUAUCAGUUACAAUGUUAAUAGUUUCAAGAGGAAUUUUUUUUGUGUGUGUGUGUGUGUGUGGGGGGGGGGUUGUUUUGUUGUAUUUGAAUGAACAAAAGUUAAUAAAUGUUUUUGCUAGAA
Molecule: messenger RNA, 1372 nt
Organism: Amphiprion ocellaris (clown anemonefish)
Lineage: Eukaryota; Metazoa; Chordata; Actinopteri; Pomacentridae
Product: probable endonuclease 4
Exons: 8
Coding region: 158-1129 (323 amino acids)
Biological process (GO): base-excision repair
Cellular component (GO): nucleus; mitochondrion
Molecular function (GO): phosphoric diester hydrolase activity; DNA-(apurinic or apyrimidinic site) endonuclease activity; DNA binding
Source: RefSeq, a predicted model, not a curated record